Messenger RNA from Dibothriocephalus latus, 456 nucleotides. The record is from the annotation of a GenBank genome assembly. Lineage: Eukaryota; Metazoa; Platyhelminthes; Cestoda; Diphyllobothriidea; Diphyllobothriidae.
AUGCCGACAGCCGCCGCGACGACUCAACAAAACAACAGCAAUGUUACGAGAUCCAGGGCCGGUUCAGCCAGUGAACCUGGCGUGGCCAGUCUUAAGGAGAUGCAGUCUAUCAUGGCCGCCCUGUGGUGGUUUUUGCAGCCUGUGCUAUUUUGUCUGAUCGUCCAAGUUAUCUUCUGUGCUGCAGUAAUCCGGCUGUUCACCAGAUUCUGUGCACCGACUAAACGCAUCUACCUUCUGACUGAACGCACCAACGAAACGACUAAACUCACCGCCAAACAUCGAAUCUUUGCUGCUAUUGCGUGGAUGCCCAAGGCCUCGGUACAGGCCGCCAUUGGCGGACUGGUUCUUGACGCAGCUCGCCAACCUGGCCAGAGUGAAUUCACUGAACGGGGUAUACAGGUAAGACCUGUUAGGGCAAAAAGCGGCCAGUUGCGUAUGUUAACAGAGUUGCAGUGA